AUGUUGGCAACACGUGACAUGCUUCAGAGCACGUUUCUGCCUGGGACUGCCUGGGAGGGAAACAGCCAGGCAGAUAAGGACUUUUCUGUUUGAAUACCACCUCUGGAAAGCUGCAGAAGAUCCAGGUGAGCUUAUGUUUCUCUGUCCCAGGUUUUGAGGCAUAGUAUGGAUUUGACACAAUCACAACAUCAUCAUUUACAAAAUGAUCUGGUAGGAGAAUUGGGAAGACAUGAAGGGGAAGAAGAAGAUGAACAGAUAGUUGCAGAAAUCAUGAAAAGGCGUUUUUUUCCUGCUCUUUUAACUCAUAGGACCUGGGAAGGCUUUCACUUUGUUGGCCACGAGAUAAGAAUUACAGAAGCCACUGAUUGUUACGGAGCAGUCGUCUGGCCAUCGGCUCUUGUUCUGUGUUAUUUUUUGGAAACUAAUUCUAAACAAUACAAUUUGGUUGACAAAAAUGUGAUUGAAAUUGGAGCUGGAACUGGGUUGGUCUCCAUAGUAGCCAGUUUACUGGGAGCACUAGUUACUGCCACGGAUUUGCCGGAACUUCUGGGAAACCUUCAGCACAAUGUUCUCCAAAAUACAAAGCUGAAAUGCAAGCACCAGCCUUGUGUUAAGGAAUUGUCUUGGGGAACUGACUUAGAAAAGAACUUUCCUAGGUCCUCCUGUCACUUUGACUACAUUAUGGCUGCUGAUGUAGUUUACCACCAUCCUUUCCUUGAUGAACUACUCGUAACAUUUGAUCACUUAUGCAAGAAGGACACUGUUAUUCUUUGGGCUAUGAAAUUUAGAUUUGACAAAGAAAACCAAUUUGUGGGCAGAUUUCAGGCACUGUUUGACUUAGAAGUGAUUUCUAAUUUCCCCAGUUUGAACAUAACCUUGUAUAAGGCAAUGAGGAAAGGUAGAAUGAAAGACAGACCUUCCAAACCAACAGACUGAAAACAAGGUACAGGGAGGUGACAGUUUCUGCUCUUCUGCAGCUUCUUUCCUUUUGACCAAUUUUUGUAUUAGUAAAUGCUAACAUCUGCAUGAGUAACAUUUCUAGAGAAAUCUAAAACAAAACAUAAAUUCCCAGUGCAUCCCUAACAAAUCCCUCAAUUCAAUUUGCCAUUAGUUUUGUACACAAAAUAAAUGUAUCUCUGAUGCUUUCUUGACUUUUAUGUACUAAGCUGACAGCACUAAUAAGACUUACCAUUAUGCUUACAGGUUGUGCAAUGAGUAUUUACAAUAUAUUCCAGUUGCAUCUUUGAAAGUCUUCUAAGAUCAAAUGAUUACUUAAAACUUUAGACUAUGAUAUAUCUUUGCAUUUAAAAUCUGUGGUGUUAAAUUUGAUCUUUCUCUAUUCUCACUGUUGUGUAAAUCCUUUCAGCAGCCUUUAUAUUAAAUUUGACUAAAUUAGCUGACAGCCCUCCCCCAACUCCCCCUUGUCCCCCUUUGGGAAAUAUGUUGUCAAAUAAGGGGACAGAAUAUAUCAGUUAUCCUUUGAUUUAUUUAUUAUAUUUUCUUCCCGUUUAAGUUUUUAUUUAGAUUUAGGGAUUCUUCAACAGAAAACUGUGCAUGAAGGAGUUAAAUGGUUUGUUGCUUGAAAAAAGCCUUGGGUAAAAAGACUACAGCAUAUCACUAAUUACCCUUUACAAAGACUUAAAAUUCUUGAAGGUUUGCUCCUCCGAAAAUAAACAGUCAUCUGGACAUCAUGGAACAACAAUGGAAAACUGACGGUGGCCAUCAAGAGAGGAGUUUUGCACUGCUGGUUGGUGGGGACUGGAAGUAGAAAACUAAGUCAGUCUGACAUGGUGUGGCUGAGGCAUGGGCAGGCUUAGGUGUUUUUUGUUUGGUUGGUUGGUUGGUUUUUUGUAAUAUGGACAAACAAAAUACUUCUAAUCACUCAGGAUUCUGUGUUCCUGUUUUCAGUGCUCAGAUUAGUGUCCCUGAAAGGCUAUAAAUGAACUAUAUUUUGGGAAGAUUAAUAAAAUAAUC
Molecule: messenger RNA, 1974 nt
Organism: Indicator indicator
Lineage: Eukaryota; Metazoa; Chordata; Aves; Piciformes; Indicatoridae
Product: protein-lysine methyltransferase METTL21E-like
Exons: 5
Biological process (GO): peptidyl-lysine methylation
Cellular component (GO): cytoplasm; cytosol
Molecular function (GO): protein-lysine N-methyltransferase activity
Source: RefSeq, a predicted model, not a curated record